Messenger RNA from Phragmites australis (common reed), 1628 nucleotides. RefSeq names its product putative glucose-6-phosphate 1-epimerase. NCBI's taxonomy places the organism in Eukaryota, Viridiplantae, Streptophyta, Magnoliopsida, Poales, Poaceae. Gene Ontology annotation, molecular function: carbohydrate binding; isomerase activity. The transcript has 8 exons. The record is from RefSeq and is a predicted model, not a curated record. The coding region runs from base 467 to 1423 and encodes 318 amino acids. Gene Ontology annotation, biological process: carbohydrate metabolic process.
GGAUCUUUGCGCACGAGCAGUUCCAUUCCGUUCACCCCACCACCCCGCUCCCUCGCCUCCUCUUCCCAUGGCAUUGUGACCGUGCCAGGUGGCCGCGCACGCACGCUCCCCAGGCAGCUGCGCUUCUGACAACCUCUGCCUCCGCGCGUGCGUCCCGGUUUCUCCCCGUGCCGUGCCGUGCGGAUUUGCCGAUCCCUCUCCGGCGAGGGAGGCUCUGCGGGUGGUUGGUAAAGGAGAGGAGGAAGGCUUCCGCUGCCGCUAGCGCUAGGUGGCUAGCUCACGGGUUCUAGCCCGCGACCUCGGCUUUUUUACUCACAAGGAAAGUGCUGCCCCAAUGGCGACACCCCUUGCUUCUCCUCCUCCUCCUCACCCUCCGCACUAGCAGCAGCAGUCGCAGCUCCACUCGUCUCCCACCUGACCACCUCGCGGGCGAGAGCUCGUGCCGUGGUUGCGGUGGUGGUUGUCCAUGAGCAUGGGGCACUUCGCCAACUCGAUGGAUCCGAGGUCGGGUCUGGGGGUGGUCAAGGACUGGAACGGGGUUGCCCAGGUCGUGCUCCGCUCGCCCAAGGGAGCCUCCGCGCGGGUGAGCCUGCACGGCGGGCAGGUCGUCUCCUGGAGGAACGACCGCGGCGAGGAGCUCCUCUUCACCAGCAGCAAGGCAAUCUUGAAGCCGCCAAAUGCAAUGCGUGGUGGAAUUCAGAUGUGCUUCCCACAGUUUGGAAUCUCUGGGACAUUGGAGCGACAUGGAUUUGCAAGGAACAGGAUAUGGAUCCUAGAUGAUGACCACCCACCAAUUAAUCAUAAUGAUAACGGCAGCAAAGCUUCUGUUGACCUUCUACUAAAGCCAUCUGAAGACGACCUCAAGUACUGGCCACAUUGUUUUGAAUUCCGUCAGAGGGUCUCUCUUUCAAAGGAUGGGGAUCUGUCAUUAGUAUCACGCAUAAGAAAUGUCAAUGGCAAGCCAUUCAAUUUUUCAUUUGCUUAUCACACAUACCUUUCUGUUUCUGACAUCAGUGAGGUGAGGAUAGAAGGUCUGGAGACCCUUGAUUAUCUCGACAAUCUUAGCCACAGAGAACGAUUUACAGAACAAGGAGAUGCCAUAACAUUUGAGUCAGAGGUUGACCGGGUCUAUGUUAGCUCCCCAAAUGUAAUAGCAGUUCUUGACCAUGAGAAGAAACACUCAUUUGUCAUAAGAAAGGAAGGACUACCUGAUGUUGUUGUGUGGAAUCCAUGGGAAAAGAAAUCAAAGACUAUGGUGGACUUCGGUGAUGAGGAAUACAAGCAGAUGCUUUGUGUCGAUGCGGCCGCCGUGGAGAGAACAAUCACACUAAAACCAAGGGAGGAGUGGACAGGGAAGCUGGAGCUUUCUGCGGUUUCAUCGACCAACUGCUGCGAUCAUCUUGAUCACCCCGUUAGCAUCUAGCAUGUAGUGUGGAAGUUCACAUAUUGCAAUGCUAUAUAGUCGCCUCAUAAGAAAAGUAUGAACCCCUUUUGUACAUGAGAACAGUAGGUUCCUCUAUGGCCAGUCAGCAGCUCGACUUAGUUCCAGAAUGCAAUGCUGUUGUGACCUAGUUCCUGGAUUCUCAAUAAUGAUGGCAGUGCGGUGUUUCAUGCAUAUUUCACACAAA